Salarias fasciatus (jewelled blenny) is the source of this 672-nucleotide messenger RNA. RefSeq names its product testis expressed 36 (gene tex36). The transcript has 4 exons. The record is from RefSeq and is a predicted model, not a curated record. Bases 82 to 648 code for a protein of 188 amino acids. NCBI's taxonomy places the organism in Eukaryota, Metazoa, Chordata, Actinopteri, Blenniiformes, Blenniidae.
GACCAGUGUUUGCAUCAGUUAAGUUGGACAGCGUGUGUUGUUGCUGCUGAAAGCCACUCAGACGACCUGAAGUCAGGCAAAAUGGUAAAAGGUGGAAAAAGAUAUUCUUCAAUGGGCAACGACGGAAAAUGGUUUGCUCAUUCAGUUUUGAAAGAAAAUGAGACAAAAACUCGUGAGACGAGUACGAGCACGGGCAUCAUGCUGACUCAGAUUGAAUCAUCUCUGCCUCAGGCUUUAUGCUUUCAACGCUAUCCUAAACGGAAAACUGAGCAGAAAACCAGAGAGUAUCGCUUCUCGGACCAUGACAACAAGUACUCCUUCAAAGACAACAUCUCCGUCUUCUCUCAUGGUGUGGGGCGGAGGAAGUGCCUCGAUGAUCGCAGACAGCAGAACUCCCACUUCUGCUUGUGUCACAGAGGAGCUGACAGCAACGCCGACGACGCCAGACCGAGCCUCUCGGCCUACCAGGCUGAUUUCAAAGCGAAAGCUUCGGUCGAUCUACCAACGGGAGCCAGGAGGUUCACCCACAACCACCGGCAGAAGUCUGCAGAGGCAGCUCUGGCACGGGCGGGGGAGCAGUUUUUCUGGUUCGGACGAGACGACUCUGCUCUCCAGGAGACCCUCGAAGUGUUGGCAGCUGCCAAAUGACCUAAGCCUUCCAAACCAAAACAC